CUUGGAUAUAAAAGUGCUAAGAAUGAUUACAACCUUGUGGAAGAAGGUAUAUGAUGGUGAUUACUUCACCUAUGAGUUGUUUCCAGAAGAGAAAUGGGUGCAAGUGUGGGAACUAUUUAAGGAUGAGGAUGCGGUGAGGGAGGCUUUCUUAAAAUCAAUGAAAAAAAGAUGGAGCAACAACAUGAAGGAUGAGCAAGAUAAGUGGAGGAAAGACGUUGACUACAAAUUGAUAUGGGUUCCAUAUCACUUAUGGCCAAACCUAUGCGCUUAUUAGGAUUCUCCCGAGUUUGCAUGGGAGAGAGUCAUAAGCAACUGAGACAUGAUCGGUCAAUCCUCUACAAGAUGAUUAUGUUUACCAGCUGAGAUUUGAUGCAAAUUACCUGGGUCCAUUUGGGCUCGAAUGAUGGUUGUGAAUAAGGUUGUGUACUCAGAACUUGUUGUAUUCUUGCUUCUUCAUGGAACUACUUUGGGUUUAUUGAUGGAUGAUUUUACUUUGUUUAGACAUUGGUCUAUAUGUCACUUUGGAGUGAAUGGUUUAGAGUAAUAUUAAUUGAAUUCCUCUGAGUUGCAAGCUUAUAAUAAAUAGAAAUGGUCAUA
Molecule: messenger RNA, 597 nt
Organism: Rubroshorea leprosula
Lineage: Eukaryota; Viridiplantae; Streptophyta; Magnoliopsida; Malvales; Dipterocarpaceae
Source: the annotation of a GenBank genome assembly